Vanessa tameamea is the source of this 8292-nucleotide messenger RNA. It is a transcript of the gene Dscam1, whose product is annotated as cell adhesion molecule Dscam1. Gene Ontology annotation, molecular function: cell-cell adhesion mediator activity. The transcript is spliced from 44 exons. The record is from RefSeq and is a predicted model, not a curated record. Gene Ontology annotation, biological process: axon guidance; neuron migration; homophilic cell-cell adhesion. Gene Ontology annotation, cellular component: axon; cell surface; axonal growth cone. Lineage: Eukaryota; Metazoa; Arthropoda; Insecta; Lepidoptera; Nymphalidae. The coding region runs from base 267 to 6596 and encodes 2109 amino acids.
AUGUCAUCGGCCGUUCAUGCGGGAGCUACUACAGAGUACAAUAGUACUUGCUCAUUCGGCGUCUUUAGCUUGGGCGGGUCGGUAUUGCCGCUCGUCUACUCGCGUGUGUUGUGGUGAAUUGUGUUGUGGGAGCUACGCUGAGCCACCGCUCGCCUUUCUCAGAUUCGGGCAAAGCCCGGCCGCAUCGCGGCUAGUGCAUCUAGCAUUUGUUUUGUUUUGAGUGAGAAGUGAUCUCUAAUAAGUGAAGUGUUAAGUGACUGUUUGCCAUGGCGAUAAUCACCGGAUUCACGGUCCUCGUGGCGCUGCUCGCUAUAGGAGCAGUGCAAUGCGAGGACGAGACUAUCGGCCCUAUAUUUAUGAAGGAACCCCCGAACCGAGUUGACUUUAGCAAUACGACUGGAGCCGUUGUAGAAUGCGCCGCCCGAGGAUCCCCCACCCCCGAUGUCAUUUGGGUACGAGCUGAUGGAACCGCUGUUGGUGACGUUCCUGGAUUGCGACAGGUUCUUCCGAAUGGAAAUUUGGUUUUCCCCCCCUUCCGAGCUGAAGAUUACCGACAGGAAGUACACGCUCAGGUUUACGCUUGUCUUGCAACGAAUCCUGUUGGAAGUAUUCACUCGAGGGACGUUAACGUGCGAGCUGUGGUUUCACAAGCAUAUGCUGUUAAUCUCAUGGAAGAAUAUGUCCUUAGAGGGAACGCUGCUAUUUUAAAAUGCCAUAUACCAAGCUUUGUAUCGGAGUACGUCAAUGUCGUGUCAUGGAUUAUCAGCGAAGUAGAAGAAGAGGUUGAGAUUAAACUUGAGUCAGAUAAUAAUAAUUCAGAUGAGGGAAAAUAUUUAGUACUACCAUCGGGUGAAUUGCAUAUUCGUGAUGUUGGACCUGAGGACGGAUACAAAUCAUACCAAUGCAGGACUAAACAUAGACUGACUGGAGAAACUAGAUUAUCGGCAACUAAAGGACGUCUUGUUAUCACUGAACCUAUGGGAAAAGUCUCUCCAAAAUUUCCAACUUUAGAAAAAAGUAGACUUUUUAAUUAUGACACUGCUCAAACUAUGUCGCUUCUUUGUCCCGCGCAAGCAUUUCCUGCCCCAAUGUUUAGAGCCUAUGGGCAAAGUAUCACCGAAGUUUCCAACUAUGGAAACAGGACGCAGUUUUACUUUUUCUUCAAAUACCUGUGUGACUCUACUUUGCCCGGCCCAAGCCUUUCCAACUCCACUAUUCAGAACCCGUGGGUCGCGUUUCGCCUAAAUUUACAACUACUGAUAAAAGUCGAGCGUUUGAUGCAAACGAACGAGAAAAUAUCACAAUUUUGUGCCCCGCCCAAGCUUUUCCUGCCCCGGCUUUCAGAACCAAUUAAUAGCGCCCCACCGAAAGUCCCAACUAAAACAAUAGAAUUUUUGGAAUUUUCUAUGAGAUCCAGCGUUACAUUACUUUGCUUGGCCCAGGCGUAUCCUGUCCCUAUAUUCCGAUGGUAUAAAUUUAUCGAUGGCUCUGCGAGGAAACAGCCAGUGGUCCUUAACGAUAGAGUAAAGCAAGUAUCAGGCACCCUUAUCAUCAAAGAGGCUAAAGUUGAGGAUUCCGGAAAAUAUUUGUGCGUUGUCAAUAAUUCUGUUGGAGGCGAAUCUGUUGAAACUGUCUUAACUGUGACUGCACCAUUAAAAUCCACUGUUGAACCAGCUACCCAAACUGUUGAUUUUGGUCGCCCAGCCGUCUUUACUUGCAGAUAUGAAGGCAAUCCCGUCAAAACCAUUACUUGGCUUAAAGAUGGCAAGGACAUGAACCAUCACGACCCUAUCCUCAGAAUUGAAUCGGUUAAGAAGGAAGACAAAGGAAUGUACCAAUGCUUUAUUAGAAACGAUCAAGAAAGUGCCGGUGCUAGUGCUGAACUGAAACUCGGAGGACGAUUCGAACCACCUCAGAUCCGUCAUAGCUUCGGCGAACAGACCCUCCGCUCCGGCCCCUCUCUGCGACUCAAGUGCGUGGCUUCCGGAAACCCCACCCCCGACAUCGCCUGGCAACUCGACGGAGACAAGCUCAACAGCGGAGAGAGGCUGCAGAUCGGACAAUUCGUUACCGCCGACGGAAACGUCGAGUCGCACCUCAACAUCUCGUCCGUACACACCAACGACGGAGGACUCUACUCCUGCAUCGCAUCAAGCAAGGUGGGCAGCGCAUCUCAUGCGGCGCGAGUGAACGUGUACGGGCUGCCCUACGUGCGCGUGAUGAAGAAGCGCCCCGUGGUGGCCGGAGACACGCUGGUGGCGCACUGCCCCGUGGCCGGAUACCCCAUCGACUCCAUCGUCUGGGAGCGCGACGGACGUGUGUUACCUAUCAACCGCAAACAAAAAGUUUUCCCUAACGGCACCCUCGUCAUUGAAAACGUCGAACGUACCAGCGACCAAGCGACCUACACUUGCGUAGCCAAAAACUCCCAAGGAUACAACGCUAAAGGAAAUCUCGAACUUCAAGUCAUGGUUCCGCCUUUGAUAGUGCCAUUCAGUUUUGGGGAGGUACCAGCUAAUCCUGGAGAUGCUGCGGUAGUGAAUUGCGUUGCCACUAAAGGAGACCUGCCACUAGAAAUAUCUUGGACAUUUAGCAGCGAAACAAUAGACUCAAGUUUGCACCGAGACAUCAUGACUACCCCGCUAGGUUCGCGAGCCUCUGUACUCACGAUUAAUUCAGUGAGUGCAAAUCACCAAGGAAACUACACAUGUAUCGUUCAAAAUGCGGCCGGGCGUGCAGAACAUGCUGCGACUCUUGUUGUAAAUGUUCCCCCACGUUGGAUUUUGGAACCAACUGAUAAGGCAUUUGCGCAAGGUUCUGACGCUAAAGUUGAAUGUAAAGCCGAUGGCUUCCCCAAGCCUCAAGUUACCUGGAAGAGGGCUGAAGGAGAUACGCCUGGCGAUUACAAAGACCUUAAACCAAAUAACCCUAAUGUAAAAGUUGAGGACGGAACACUGACGAUUGCGAAUAUUCAAAAGACAAAUGAAGGAUAUUAUCUUUGUGAAGCAGUUAAUGGAAUCGGAUCUGGAUUAUCUGCUGUUAUUUUGAUUAGCGUUCAGGCUCCACCCCAAUUUGAAAUCAAAAUGAGAAACCAAACAGCUCGCCGAAGUGAACCCGCUGUUUUGCAGUGCCAAGCUAAAGGUGAAAAGCCAAUUGGAAUUAUCUGGAACAUGAACAACAAACGUCUUGAACCCAAAUCCGACCCCCGCUACACAAUUCGCGAAGAGAUUCUGCCUGGUGGUGUUGUCUCCGACCUGAGCAUCAGAAGGACUGAACGAUCUGACAGCGCCCUAUUCACCUGUGUUGCUACCAAUGCCUUCGGCUCUGAUGAUACUAGCAUCAACAUGAUUAUUCAAGAGGUACCCGAGGCUCCCUAUGGCUUAAAAGUUCUGGAUAAAUCUGGAAGAACCGUUCAACUUUCUUGGGCUGCACCUUACGACGGAAACUCGCCUAUCAAGAAGUUCCUUAUUGAAUACAAACGGGCUAAGGGCAAUUGGGAAAAAGAUAUCGAUAGAGUUCUCGUACCUGGAGAUGCGACUGAAGCCGGAGUGUUCAGCUUACGACCAGCUACUGCUUAUCACAUCAGAAUUGUAGCAGAAAACGAACUCGGAACCUCAGAACCAUCGGAGACUGUCACUAUUAUCACCGCAGAAGAAGCACCCACUGGCAUGCCACAAGACGUAAAAGUUGACGCCGUUGACAAACACACCCUUCGAGUUACCUGGAAACCACCUCAGCCUCAGGAUUGGAAUGGUGAACUUCAAGGAUACUAUGUUGGUUACAAGCUCGCAUCAAGCAACAAAUCUUUCGUCUUUGAAACUGUCGAUAUCUCCAAGGAAUCUGGCAAGGAACAUCAUCUUGAUAUCUUUAAUCUGAAAACUUACACCCAAUACGCCAUCGUUGUCCAAACCUUCAACAAAAUGGGAUCUGGUCCAGUAUCGAAUGAAGUGCGCGCUUACACUGCUGAAGGCGCCCCCUCUGCCCCUCCCCAGGAUGUUCUCUGCACCACGCUUACCGCGCAAACCAUCAGAGUGUCUUGGGUAUCCCCCCCUCUUGCCGCCGCUAACGGACUCAUUAAAUCUUACAAAGUUAUCUACGGCCCCAGCGAGACCUGGUACGACGAGAAAACGAAAGACACCAAGAUCACCGCCAGCAGCGAAACCAUCCUUCAUGGACUUAAGAAAUUCACGAACUACUCUAUGGAAGUACUGGCUACCACCAACGGAGGUGACGGAGUCCGAUCUGUUCCUAUCCACUGCCAGACUGAACAAGACGUUCCCGAGGCUCCGCGUGCGGUGAAGGCGCUGGUUAUGGGCGCUGACUCCAUCCUCGUCUCCUGGCGCCCCCCUGCGCAGCCCAACGGUGUCGUCACCCACUACAACGUGUACACGCAAGCGCAAAACGCCGAGCCACAUCCCAACAAGGUACCCGCAUCUCAAACCAGCUACUCGGCAACCGAUCUUAAAGCUGGCCGCUACGACUUCUGGGUGACCGCUUCCACCAUCAUCGGCGAAGGACAACCCUCGGCCACUGCCUCCUGCAGUCCCAGUGACAAAGUACCCGCAAAGAUCGCAUCAUUCGACGAAUCGUUCACGGCCACUUACAAGGAAGACGUUAAACUGCCCUGCCUCGCCGUCGGUGUUCCUCCUCCUAAUAUUCUGUGGAAGGUAAAAGGACAUCCUCUGGAAGCAUCGGAACGCGUACGGCAGCUGCCCGAGGGUUCGCUGCAGAUCGCCGGAGUGGCUCGCGAAGACGCCGGAGAGUAUUCGUGCCACGUGGACAACCAGUUCGGAACCGAUACCGUCACUCACACGCUUUCUGUACUCGCCCCGCCAUUCCCACCACAACUGAACAUCGCCUCGUCCUCCGUGUCAUCGCUGACGCUUCGCCUGAAGCCUUCGCUGGACGCCGCACAGUCUCCCGCCGCAGGAUACACCAUCCACUACAAACAGGAAUUCGGCGACUGGGAAACCGUUCAGAUUCCGAGCAACACUGAUACGUACACACUUGAGAACUUGUUCUGUGGAUCCAGAUAUCAACUCUACGUGACUGCUUACAACGGCAUCGGCACGGGCGAGGCGUCGGACGUGGUGAUCGCGCGCACGCGGGGCUCCAAGCCGCCCGUGCCGCGCGCCGCCGACUUCAUCGAGGUGGGCUCCUCCUCCGUCACGCUGCACCUCAAGCAGUGGCUCGACGGCGGCUGCCCCAUGAGCCACUUCGUUGUCGAGAACAAGAAGAAGGGAGCUGCCGAGUGGAACCAGAUCUCGAAUGCCGUUAAACCCGGCGGAAACUUCGUUGUACUUGACCUCGAACCGGCCACGUGGUACGUCCUGAGGAUUACCGCUCACAACAACGCCGGAUUUAACGUAGCCGAGUACGAAUUCGCAACUCUGACAAUGACCGGAGGCACGGUGGCGCCGCUGCCGGGCGCCGGCGCCGGACGGGACCUGCCGCCCUGGCUGCGCGCCUGGCUCGAGCCGGAGGUGCUGGUGCCCAUCCUGGCCACCGUGGUCGUAUUCAUCGUGGGCAUGGUGGUCAUCUGCCUGACGCUGGCGCGCCGCAACACGCCGCACCGCCUGCGAGGUCAGAAGGACGCGUACUACGACGCCGUGUACAGCGCGGCGGGCGCGCUGGGCGGCGCGGGCGGCACGCUGGACAAGCGCGGCGGCCUGCGCGACGAGCUCGGCUACAUCGCGCCCCCCAACCGCAAGCUGCCGCCCGUGCCCGGCUCCAACUACAACACCUGCGACCGCGUCAAGCGCCAGGCCGUCAUCAUGGGCGCGCACUCCACGUGGGACCCGCGCCGCCACCACUACGAGCGCGUGAGGCGACUGCGCCGCGCGGGCUCCGGCGACACGCUCUCCACAGGCAUGGAGGAUGAGAUCUGCCCCUACGCCACGUUCCAUCUGCUCGGCUUCCGCGAAGAAAUGGACCCCAGCAAGGCCAUCGCGUUCCCGCACCACCACCCGUCGCACGCCGGCACGCUGGCGCACCCGCACCCGCACCCACACCCCCACCACCCCGCGCACUCGCGCGCCGGCUCCCAGAGCAUGCCAAGAGCCAACAGCCGCUACGCCCGUAAGAACUCCCAAGGAGGACAGAGCGCCAUCUACUCCACCGCUCCCGAGUACGACGACCCUGCUACCUGCGCUGAAGAAGACCAAUACCGCGCGCGCUACUCGCGGCCGAUGUACGCGUGCGGGCCCGAGUACGACGAGCCCGCGUGCUGCGCGCCCGAGGACGAGCAGUACACCGGCGCCUACGGCACGCCCUACUCCGACCACUACGGCUCCCGGCCCAGCAUCGGAACUCGCAAGUGCGGAUCUCCCGAGCCUCCCCCACCACCACCCCGUAACGCCAACACCGAGAACAACUGCUCCUCCUCGUUCAACGAAAGCAAGGACUCCAACGAAAUCUCCGAAGCCGAAUGCGACCAGCCCCGUAACUACCCCGUAAGGGCCCACACUGCCAAGGACGGUUUGCACAGCGACGAAAUGAGGAAACUCAUUGACAGACCAGAAUCAAACACCCCAAUCCCCCAGCAAGCAGUCCACGGGCGGGGGGGACUCACAGCCUACGAUACUGUGGCAGUGUAACCUGUGAGCCGCUAACGUCUCCUCACUUCUGUAAGCGUCUGUAUCAAACGACCACGCUCCCGCGAGUCGAUCGCCCAUCGCCUUUCAUUCAUUUCCCAUUUAAUCUUUAUUGCACAAUUAAAUAGAUUCGCUUCGCUUCCGUGUUCCCGCGAGACCGUGGCCGUGCAGAAUGCGGAUAUAUUCUUAUCAACCGUUUUUUUUUUAUCAAAAAGUGUUUCGCUACCUCGUAGCGAUUUCAUUUUAAAUGUCAAAAUAAGUUGUCUAGAUUAUUUUUACUUAUAUUAUUAGUGCACGCGAGUGCGAUUGAAGUUUAGAUACCAGUUCGCCCGUAGACCCGCAGUCUAAUAGUUACAAAGUCGGAUGAGUUACGUCGUGCAUCGCUCCCGUAGAACGUGUCACGUCACUUUGUAUAGUGUUACCACUUUAAAUGUGAAACAGAAAAUUAUGGUUGUGGUAGUUAAAUCAAAUGAUAUAUUUUCUUUAGAGAAGUGACGUGCUAUCACUAAAUUUAUCUAAUGCGAAACAAACGGUCACUUAUCCGACUUUGUGAAAUUUUCUACAAAUAUUAUAACGGGGUGUUUUUAUUUUUGAUCUUAUUUGUUUAGCUUAAUUUAAACGUUGGAGCGUCUGGAUUUUGUGUUGGCUCUAGAAGUGUAUUACUAAUGUUUAAAUUUAAAUUAAGCUCAACAUGUAAUCUUGUGAUAUUUUGAAUUUUUUACCCAUUUUAUUUUACGUUAGAUGUACUAACAGUAACGUUAUUUAUAUUUGUGUAUUUUUAAGACGAUCAGUUUAUAAGUAAACUGCCAACCACGAGGUUGGUCCAAUAUGCUUCCUUUUUAAUGUUACAGUUUUGUGAUGCUUUACCAUUUAUGUUAUCGCCAUGUCAUUUUUUGUAUUAUUAUGUAAUGUUUUUAACGUUUUCAUUGCGAUUUAAAUAACUUUUAGAUAAGACUAGACCUAAGGCAUCUUAUUAGUAAAUAAUCAACUCUUUAAAUAAAAAACUAUGUAAUCUGUAGCUAGUUAUGUAAGGACGUGCAUUAUUGAAAUUUCAGUAUAUAACACUAAAUACCCGAACAAUAAUAUUUCGACUAGCAACACUAACCCCGACCUUGUCAAGGUCAUAUAAUACUAUAUUAUUGAUAUGGAAUUUCGAACGCAUUUUGUAUAACCUAAUGUAACCCUAAUGUAAUAAGGUGCAUUUUUAUCGUUCAAUAAUAGUUAUCUUAUCUCUAUAUAUGCAAAUGAUUAGAUUUAAGACACGAGCGUGUCAUUUUCUAGACGUCUUCUUAUAUGUUGUGGCAUCGUCGUGUAAGCUUUGCAACGUAGGCUUGUAGAUAGGUUCUUGAGACUUCCUAGCAACCGAUCUCUUCUUUAAACCUUCCAAUUAGAUUUUUUGGAUUUAUAAUAAAUUAUAAUUAAAAAUUUAAAUAAGGAUUUUCAAAAUUAUAAUAUAGCUAUUCGAUGGAGAUUAAAUUAUCUACUCGUUUAAGCGUUUAAUGAAAAAAAUAUCGCCAAAUUGACGGGAUUGAUUUUAAUUUAUAAAUUUUGAUGUUUUGUGCUUCUGAGUGUUGUGUCUGCGGCUUGGAUUCAUUGAUUUAUUUUCAUUAACGCAAAAUUACAUUGCUAAUUGCAAUUAACUGUUUGUACCAAAGUGUUUGAAUUGUGUUGAAUAAAGUACUCAUAUUUCAACUACGAA